AUGAUCCAGGAGCUCGAGGACAAGAGGCCUCAAGAUAUCACGAUGAUGCCGCUGAUGGGAAAUGACUGGGAUGCGCACACCGGCGCCUGCCUGCAGACGCUAGAGGGCCAUGACAGUCAGGUCAACUCAGUGGUGUUCUCCCACGACAGCAGCCGCGUUGCGUCCGGGUCUUGGAACAAGACGAUCAAGAUCUGGGAUGCGCAUACCGGCGCCUGCCUGCAGACGCUAGAGGGCCAUGACAGUCAGGUCAACUCAGUGGUGUUCUCCCACGACAGCAGCCGCGUUGCGUCCGGGUCUUGGAACAAGACGAUCAAGAUCUGGGAUGCGCAUACCGGCGCCUGCCUGCAGACGCUAGAGGGCCAUGAUGACUGGGUCAGAUCAGUGGUGUUCUCCCACGACAGCAGCCGCGUGGCGUCUGGGUCAGACGACAAAACAAUCAAGAUCUGGGAUGCACACACCGGCGCCUGCCUGCAGACUGUUGAGAUCGGCUCUGCAGUAUCCAAUCUCUCCUUCGACGCUACUGGCUCUUGCCUUCAUAGCGAUACUGGUAUCAUCGCUCUACGCGACCCACCGACACCUGCUCCUACUAUUUCCAUAGAAGGCGCCGCUUCAGAGCUCCAAUCACUGUCAGCCAGUCAACCGCCGCAGACCCCUGAGUACCGAGGUUACGGUAUCAGUUCUGAUUCGCUAUGGAUCACAUGGCAUUCGCAGAACUGGCUAUGGCUGCCUCCCAUGUAUCGCCCUGUAUGCUCUGCCGUAGGACAGUCCGGGUCAGCCUUGGUACUUGGCUGCCACUCUGGGCGCGUGCUAAUCUUUCGCUUCGCGGAUGAGGAUCGCAGCUGA
Molecule: messenger RNA, 843 nt
Organism: Penicillium odoratum
Lineage: Eukaryota; Fungi; Ascomycota; Eurotiomycetes; Eurotiales; Aspergillaceae
Product: WD40 repeat domain-containing protein
Exons: 1
Coding region: 1-843 (280 amino acids)
Biological process (GO): negative regulation of transcription by RNA polymerase II
Cellular component (GO): nucleus; transcription repressor complex
Molecular function (GO): protein binding
Source: RefSeq, a predicted model, not a curated record